Tilletiopsis washingtonensis is the source of this 1200-nucleotide messenger RNA. RefSeq names its product alpha/beta-hydrolase. The record is from RefSeq and is a predicted model, not a curated record. NCBI's taxonomy places the organism in Eukaryota, Fungi, Basidiomycota, Exobasidiomycetes, Entylomatales. The transcript has 5 exons. The coding region runs from base 1 to 1200 and encodes 399 amino acids. Gene Ontology annotation, molecular function: hydrolase activity.
AUGGGCGGCAUCGUCUCGCCCACGCCGCGCGAGCGCACCGGCAGCUGGCUGCAGUUCGGCCCCGUGCGCGCCGUGUUCCUCACGCUCGUGUACGGCAAUGCGCUCCUCGUGCGCCUGCCGUACCUGGCGCUCAAGUUCAGCGUGCCUGCGCUGCGCCCCGUCAAGGGCUGGUCGUGGUCGCGCUCGCUCAUCCUCGGCAUGCUCUCCUCGCUCUCUGUGCGCCGCUUCGCCAGCGCGCACUCGGACCGCGUCGAUGCCAAGAUCCUGCCCAAGCUCGGCGGCGACGGCACGCCGGUGCGCAUUCCGCGCCUGCCGCAGCCGCUAACGGGCACCAUGGGCGAGCUGGCGCAGCGCGCCGGUGUUGAGAGCGUCGACGUGCAUGCGUGGUGGUACGGCGAGAGCCACGAGGGCGACCACAAGGCGGCGCAGGAUGAGAAGGUCGUCCUCUUCUUCCACGGCGGCGGCUACAUGGAGUUCUGCGCCGCGCCCGCCUGCCCCAUCAGCGGCAUCCCGCGCAAGUACCUCGCCGCCGCGCGCGGCAAGCCGGGCAUCCCGCACAAGGUCCUCUCGCUUGAGUACCGCCAGUCGUUCGAGUGCGACUUCCCCGGCUUCGUGCAGGAUGCUGUGGCGGCGUGGCGCUAUCUGGUGGAGGACUGCGGCUACAAGCCGGAGAACAUCGUCAUCUCGGGCGACUCCGCUGGCGGCAAUCUGACGCUCGCACUUGCACGCUACCUGCGCGACGAGAAGCCCUUUGGUGGCGCCUCUGCCAAGGGCCUGAUCCUGCACUCGCCGUGGAUGAGCCUGUCGGGCUCCUACGCGCGCGCCGGCCCCGAGGGCUCGUUUGCGCAGAACAAGCACGUCGACAUGCUCAACGCCGCGCUGCUGCAGCGCGCCGCCGAGGCAACGGUGCGCAACCUCUCGCUCAAGGAGCUCUCGUCGCACUACUGGUCCGCCGUCGACCUCGAGCGCGAGGAGAAGGCCGACCUCAAGGACUUCCCGCCGGCGCUCGUGCUCGGCGGCGCCUUCGACCUGCUGCGCGACGAGGGGCGCGACCUCGUCAAGCUGUACGAGGCGCCCGUCACGUACUACGAGGAGCCGCUGGCGAUGCACGACUGCUGCGCCGUGCCCAUCGGCUUUGAGGAGGAGCACGCGCGCGUCGCCAAGCGCACCGUCGAGUGGCUCACGCAGCUCUGGGCCUGA